Pomacea canaliculata is the source of this 1101-nucleotide messenger RNA. RefSeq lists its product as uncharacterized. Bases 598 to 1101 code for a protein of 167 amino acids. The transcript is spliced from 4 exons. Lineage: Eukaryota; Metazoa; Mollusca; Gastropoda; Architaenioglossa; Ampullariidae. The record is from RefSeq and is a predicted model, not a curated record.
AACAGAGAUAGAGAAAUGUUCUAUGUUUAUUGCUUUCUGCAAUGAAUCUAAGUUUCUCCACUUUUGCUGGAAUUUGCUCUUCACCACAGAUCACAAAGAAACAUAUAAACAUAUGCAAGAAAUAGCUUAACAGGCAAAUAUAUAUAUUCUUUUAUAGAAGAGUAAAGGCCGAGAUCUUUUUCAAAGUUCACAUAAAUGCUUAGUUGAUAUCAGAUUUUUUUGGGUCUAGGGAUUGGUUUUUUUUUUUAUGUAGUAAACUAAAUAUCUAACAUGCAGUAAAUUAUGCACUUUGUUCAUAAUUUUCAAGUAAAAAAGAUCUGUUACAGGUAUUAAUAAUCACAAUAUAUUUCUAAGUAUUCAUCACCGGCUCUAAUUAAUAGUGUUCUAAUCAUGGAUGUGUAUAGGUGGAUUGCUGUCUGUCUAGCAAGACCAUCGCUUAGCCUCUUGAGAAGUUCUCCGCUGUUAGUCUCGGCGGACCUGAACAAAGAAUGUGACUAAACCGGAAGCUUUGUAGUAUCAUGCCUCGUUUUAGUAAACUGGAACAACAACAAAAUCCUCUGCCAGCAGUCCAGUAAUACAAGUCUGUACGUGGUUGUAAUGAAAACGAAGCUGCACCUGACAGGCCGAGUUGCUUUGUUCUCCAGCGAUAGAUGGACUGUAAAACAGCUAAUGAGCAAAAGAAACAUCGACUUCAUGCAUGCUGGUAUUCAGCGGUAUUCCCGACGCCUCCGACAUUGUGUACUUUCAGGAACACAGCACUCUGCAGUCUUUCAAAAUGUUGAAAAACUUGUUACGAUCUCGGAGUACCACGUCAAGCAGAUGCAGGAAAACUCUCCAUCUGUGUGGUCGUUGUCCGACGAUGAUUCUCAGUCGAGUGGAAGUAGCCAUUUUGCAACAUCAAUUGCUCUGAUCUAUCAGUCUAAAGUGCAGAUGCUUUGUCAAGCACAUGAAACGUAUGCUUUGGCUUUACGUGAAGCCAAUCGAGUCCUGUCAGAAUUACAGCACAACCAUGACUUUGUGCGAUUUGUGAAGGAACCAGCACUGGAGCCUGGGCAACCUAGCAUCAGUGCAUUUAUCUUCAAGUCUCUACAGGUAUAUUAG